Molecule: messenger RNA, 1720 nt
Organism: Daphnia pulicaria
Lineage: Eukaryota; Metazoa; Arthropoda; Branchiopoda; Diplostraca; Daphniidae
Product: aldehyde dehydrogenase 1A1-like
Exons: 15
Coding region: 114-1568 (484 amino acids)
Molecular function (GO): aldehyde dehydrogenase (NAD+) activity
Source: RefSeq, a predicted model, not a curated record
GUCUACCCGCACGGAGAUUACAAUUAUAUAAGGAGGUUGAGAUCGGAACUGACGAAUUAAAAACGAUUCUCUCUGCGCGUCAAGACGUCACCGUGAGAACAUCUCUAGAAACCAUGGCUCCAGAAAUCAAGUUUACCAAACUCUUCAUUAAUGGACAGUUUGUUGAUUCACAAAGUGGGAAAACAUUCCCAGUUGUCAAUCCAGCAACAGGCAAAGUUAUCUGUCAAGUCAGUGAAGGUGAUAAGGCUGACAUUGACCUAGCUGUUGAUGCUGCAAAUGAGGCUUUCCAGUUAGGCUCAACAUGGAGAACCAUGGAUGCUUCAGCAAGAGGCCGUAUGAUGGAUAAGCUAGUUGGACUCAUGGAAAGGGAUCUUCAUUACUUGGCUCAGUUGGAGACAUACAACAAUGGCAAACCCUUGAAGGAUGCUGUCUUUGAUAUUUAUGGUGCCAUGUAUGCCCUUAAAUACUAUUCAGGUUGGGCUGAUAAGAUCCAUGGUCAGUCAAUCCCGGCAGAUGGAAAUGUUUUUGUGGUGACGCGAAAGGAACCUGUUGGCGUGGCUGGACAGAUCAUCCCUUGGAACUUUCCUCUUUUGAUGCUCGCUUGGAAAUGGGGUCCGGCUCUGGCUGCGGGAUGCACCAUCGUCAUGAAACCAGCUGAGCAAACACCGUUGACUGCCCUUUACAUGGCACAGUUGUCUGUUGAAGCUGGAUUCCCACCUGGCGUAAUUAAUGUCGUGAAUGGCUUUGGAGCUACCGCUGGAGCAGCUUUGGCGUCUCAUGACCGCGUACAGAAAAUAGCCUUUACAGGUUCCACAGCUGUCGGAAAAUUGAUCAUGGAAGCGGCAGCCAAAAGUAACUUGAAGCGCGUCAGUCUGGAGUUGGGAGGCAAAUCUCCAAUUGUAGUCUUCCCGGAUGUCGACCUGGAUAAAGCUGUCGCGACGUGCCAUGCCGCUGUCUUUGCCAACAUGGGUCAAUGUUGCUGCGCUGGCACCCGUACGUUUGUCCACGAAUCCAUAUACGACAAGUUUGUGGAGAAAGCUACCGAACUAGCCCGUAAACGAAAGUUGGGUGACCCGUUCGGAGAAGUUGAUCAGGGACCUCAAGUCAGCGAACUGCAAUUCAACAGGAUUAUGGCGUUGAUUGAAGCGGGCAAGACGGAAGGAGCUGAUUUGAAAACCGGUGGCAUGAAGCACGGAACCGAAGGAUAUUUCAUCGAGCCAACUGUGUUUGUGGAUGUCCAGGACAAUAUGAGGAUCGCCAAAGAAGAGAUUUUUGGACCUGUCCAGCAAAUUAUGAAGUUUAGUACCAUGGAGGAAGUCAUCAAGCGUGCCAACGAUACACAUUACGGAUUGGCAGCUGGUAUUUUGACAAACGAUAUCAACAGGGCUCUCACCUUCUCGCAGGCGGUUAACGCCGGAAGUGUUUGGGUUAAUUGUUUCCUUCAUGUCACAUCGCAAGCGCCUUUCGGUGGAUUCAAGCAAUCAGGAAUCGGUCGUGAAAUGGGUGAGGAAGGUAUCCACAGCUAUGUGGAAGUGAAGACAGUUACCAUCUCGAUGGCCAAGUUUUAACUUGAUUUUCAAAACCCGUGGGUUCCCGUCCCGGUUUCGUUUUUUCCCCCAAUAUGGUUAUUACUGUUAUGUUGGUUUGAGAGUUUUUGGAAUCAAAAUUGCCUAUAUUUGUUACUUUGCUUGGGGUGAAAAAAAUACAGUAUUCUAGUUAA